AGUCAAUUUACAUCAUUUCCGGUGACGGUAACCCUAAUGGUGCACUCCAGUGUUUUCAGCUUCAGAACGACAUGAGAUUUACAAUCUUCAAAGUAGCUAGUUAUCAUGAACAGCUAUAGGACGGUUUCAUUGGCUUGUAAUAAUGAUGUUAUAAGGACAUGUAAAGCGGCAAUUCGCUCAGGGAAAACAGGCAGUAUUUGUCACAUAUCAAGGGGAGUAGCAUCCUUGCUCACGCGAGCAUAUGCUUCUGUUCCGAGACGAGAGGAACCACCACCAGUGUCUGAGUCUGACAAGAUACCGAAUCUGAGAGCCAUCGACCUUGCACGCAAAAUUCGCCAGGAGAAACAGAAAGGAAAUGAAACUGGUGGUGGGUCAGACGCGGCUGUCCUUAAUCCGUCGGUGCCAGUGUCCCAACUGCAAAAGAGGGUCAUCGAGCUGCGACAGUUCACUCAGCAGCUACAGAAUGUUCACCCCAACGUUCUUGCAAAGCACCUUCACAGAGGUCUGAUCCUCCCACAUCCAGAGCUCGCCGUCGUUAAUAAACCCUAUGGAGUUUCUGUUCAAGAUGGGUCAAGCAACAAAAACAACAUCUCAGACGUGCUUCCAAUCCUUGCCAAGAUGGUGGAUGGAAUAAGGGCUGGAUCUCGGCUGCACGUCUGCCUUGGAUUAGACAAGGAGACGACAGGGACCCUCCUGCUGGCAAGGACUGAGGAAGCACUGGACUAUGUACAAAAUCUUCACAAAAACCACCAAGUGGAGAGGAAAUAUUGGGUUGUUGCUGUGGGCGUGCCUGUUCCCUCUGAGGGAGUGAUUGACAUUCCCGUCAUAGAGAGAGAGGUCACAGGGGCUCAGCCUCACUUUAAGAUGGGCCUGAGUCCUGUGUACAGGGUGAGUGACGGGGGCGAGGGAGUGACCAAAGUGCGGGCCAAUCGGCAGGCCCAGGGUGCCGUGACUCAGUACCGUGUCCUGGACAGCAGCAACGGCUGCAGCCUGGUCGAGCUCCAGCCUAUCACAGGGGUGAAGCACCAGUUGAGGGUCCAUAUGGCAUACGCUCUGGGAUCUCCUAUCCUCGGAGACCACAAAUACUCCCACUGGACCAAACUGGCACCUCAGAAACUGCCAGAUGGUGUGUUGCGGAGGCUGGGACUUGAACAGAGCAAGGCGCGUUAUCUGCCUCUCCACCUGCAUGCCCGUCAGCUGACACUGCCAGAGUUCAAAGGUCAGAGUGACAUUAAGGUGUCUUGCCCCCUGCCAAAGUAUUUCACCAGCACUUUGCGACGACUGCAGAUCCCGAUUCCAGAUGAAUGAUGCUUCAGCGCAGUGCAGACAGGAUACAGAAGACUUGCUUCUUGCUUAUGAAAUAUGGAGCAGCAUCACUUCAAGGGACCCUUGGCCUCAUGGUUUAAGUUUGUACCUGGACUGGGAAUUAACUGUGUGUGUGGCAAAUAAAAUAAACAAAACCAUUUUCUUCCUAA
Molecule: messenger RNA, 1475 nt
Organism: Oncorhynchus masou masou (cherry salmon)
Lineage: Eukaryota; Metazoa; Chordata; Actinopteri; Salmoniformes; Salmonidae
Product: pseudouridylate synthase RPUSD4, mitochondrial-like
Exons: 6
Coding region: 106-1308 (400 amino acids)
Biological process (GO): enzyme-directed rRNA pseudouridine synthesis
Molecular function (GO): RNA binding; pseudouridine synthase activity
Source: RefSeq, a predicted model, not a curated record